Papilio xuthus (Asian swallowtail) is the source of this 822-nucleotide messenger RNA. RefSeq lists its product as uncharacterized. The record is from RefSeq and is a predicted model, not a curated record. Gene Ontology annotation, molecular function: catalytic activity. Lineage: Eukaryota; Metazoa; Arthropoda; Insecta; Lepidoptera; Papilionidae. The annotation marks the transcript as partial. The transcript has a single exon.
AUGGCCCUAAGACUUCUUCAAACAAACCUUAAUCACUGCGCCAGAGCCCAGGAUCUGUUUAUCCAAAGCCUGGCGCAGUGGUCAAUAGAUCUAGCGGUGGUGUCCGAACCGUAUCUGGUUCCGGACAGAAGCAAUUGGGUAGGGGAUCUCGAACAUCUUGUCGCGAUAUACGCAGGCGGCCACCCCCCAAUUGCUUCGGUGAAGAAAGGAAGAUGUUGUGUAGGGGCCAAAUUUCCCGGCAUAGUAUUGAUUGGAGUUUAUUUUUCCCCCAACCGGUCGCUGUCGGACUUCGAGGCGUACUUGGAAGAAGUCAGCUCCCUUGUUCGUUGGGGAAGACCGCUCGAGGUUGUCGUAGCUGGGGACUUAAACGCUAAGUCGAGAGCCUGGGGAUCCUCCGUCUCUGACAGCCGCGGCGAGGUUCUGCUAGCGUGGAUGGCGCAACAUAACCUGACGCCACUCAACACGGGCUCUGUACACACCUGUGUGCGCAUGCAGGGCGGGUCCGUCGUAGAUGUCACCCUUGCGAGUCCCGCCCUGGCAUGCCGCGUGCAGGACUGGGAAGUGCUGACUGAGGUGGAGACGCUGUCGGACCAUCGCUACAUCCGGUUCGACAUUCUCCCCUCGUCAGCACCCCCGACCAGUAGAAACAUCACCAUCCCCCCGGAGAUCGGACAAAUGUGGUCUUUAAGAUCGUUAGACCGAGAGGCUGCAGAACUCGCCGCCAUUGUAGGGACGUGGUCCCAAAGAAUAGAAGAUAAAGGAGUCGACGACGGAGUACAAUGGCUUGGCGAGGUCCUGGCGCACAUUUCAGACUGCGCCAUG